Molecule: messenger RNA, 1184 nt
Organism: Rhodotorula graminis WP1
Lineage: Eukaryota; Fungi; Basidiomycota; Microbotryomycetes; Sporidiobolales; Sporidiobolaceae
Exons: 2
Coding region: 1-975 (324 amino acids)
Biological process (GO): translational initiation
Cellular component (GO): eukaryotic translation initiation factor 3 complex, eIF3m
Molecular function (GO): metallopeptidase activity; translation initiation factor binding; translation initiation factor activity
Source: RefSeq, a predicted model, not a curated record
AUGUCGCUCACCCUCAACCUUCCCUCGACCUCGCUCGCCGCGUCGCGCCCCGUCGCCCGCGUCGACGCCCACCCGGUCGUCCUCGCGACCAUCCUCGACGCCCACCUGCGUCGCACCACGUCCCAGGACCGCGUCUUUGGUACCCUACUCGGCGUCCGCUCCGACACGGACAACUCGGUCCACGUCCGCUCGGCGUUCGCCGUCCCGCACGAGGUGCGCGGCAAGGGCCAGGUCACGAUCGACAUGGACCACCACCGUGCCAUGGUCGACUUGCACACCAAGGUCCACCCGCGCGAGCACGUCGUCGGCUGGUUCGCCUCGUCGAGCCACCUCAACUCGUUCUCGGCCCUGAUCCACAACUUUUACGGCUCCGAGUCCAACCCGCACCCGGCCGUCCACCUCACCCUCGACCCGGAAUCGCUCGCCUUUGCCGCCUACGUCUCGGCCCCGCUCGGCGGCAACGCCCAGACCCAGGGCACGGCCGGCUCGGGCGCCCACCUCGCCUUCCUCCCCGUCGACGCCGCCCUCGAGGUCCCCGAGCACGAGCGACCCGGCCUCGACCUCUUGUCCCGCAACCUCUCGGCCCUCUCGACCGAGCUCCAGCACCCCCUCGCCCCCGAGACGGUCGCGCCAGACUACGUCCCCGGGUCCGCCCUCGCGAGCCUCGCCCAGCUCCUCGCCCGCGUCGAGUCGAUGCUCGACCUCGUCCUCGAGUACGUCCGGGCUGUCGCGUCUGGCGAGCGCGAGGGCGACGACAAGGUCGGCCGCGCCCUCCUCGAGACGGUCGGUCACGUCCCGAGGGCCGCACCCGUCGACGAGGCGCAGGAGGGCGCCGUCGCGGCCAAGGACGGCGACCGCAAGGACUUUGAGGAGGAGUUCAACUCGCACCUCGCCGACGUCCUCAUGGUGAGCUACCUCGCCAACGUCAUCAAGACCCAGGCAGAGCUCUCGUCCCGGCUCAACCUCGUCGUCUAGAGCCCCCUCCUCUCUAUUUUCUCGUCCCCCUUUGCGCUCAACGUGCCCACAGAAGGCGCUCUCGUACUCCCCUCCCCCUCCCCGAAAAGCCUUCAUGCACCCGCACUAGCCCCUCCUCGCUCCCCCUCUUUCUCCCACCCUCGUUGUCGCAUCCUCCGUCUGCCCGUAGAUGUGCGACCCUCUCAGGCAACCUGUACUUUCUCUCGGUC